Hansenula anomala is the source of this 927-nucleotide messenger RNA. RefSeq names its product alpha/beta fold hydrolase. The annotation marks the transcript as partial. Lineage: Eukaryota; Fungi; Ascomycota; Saccharomycetes; Phaffomycetales; Wickerhamomycetaceae. The transcript has a single exon. The record is from RefSeq and is a predicted model, not a curated record.
AAAGUGGUUGAAGCAGAGUUCCCAAGGAUGACAAUAAACUCAACCAUCCCAACUGGAAUAUCUCUGGCAGUGGUGUUUGACCACUACAGAAUAAGAAGAGGGUGGAAAAGCCAAAACAGAAAGCCUGUCAACCUGUUCUUCAUGUCUGGCACAGGAAUGACUAAAGCAAUAUGGCAAUACCAUAUCAAGAGACUGUUUCAAUACUCUGAAGAACAUGAAGAUUUACCAUGGCAAUUGAAUAAUGUUAUAGCAGUGGACUUGGUAAAUCAUGGUGAAAGUGCUGUUGAAAAUACAGGAAGGCUCGGGUUUGUUGUAGAUUGGAGAGAAGGUGCACAUGACUUGAUACAAGUUGCAAAAAGUUUGAGGUUACAAGGUACCAAUGUCGUUGUUGGUCAUUCUAUGGGAGGCUUUCAAGCUCUUCAUGCUUCCACAUUAGCACCUUUGAUGUUUCAACAUGCUGUUGUUAUAGAACCAGUGAUUUAUGGGGACCCUGAAUCUUCUGCAAGGCUGGAUAGAAUGAUUCCUUCGUUGAACAAAGUUAUCAAAUCAAGAUUCAAAAAUGAGCAAGAGUUUGAUCAUUUUUUCAAAAAUCAAAGUAUCUUCAAAAACUUCAACAGUGAAAUACUGGAUGAUUUUAUUGAGUCUGAAAAAUUAGUUCACAGGGAUGGAACUGUUAGUGCUAAAACCUCAAAAGAACAACAAUUGAUUUGUUAUAUGAAUGCAUCUUCUGCUGUUAGAUUGUGGAGAGAAAUUUUGUCUAACGUUACAAUUCCUGUGAUUCAUGUUAUUGGUUCUGCAGCUACAUGGAAUCCACCACAAAGUGUGAAAGAGGUCAGACAGUUAUUGAAACACGUUAAAGGGGUUGAUAUUGAAGGUGGUCUACACUUGGUCAAUUGCGAAAAACCUGACACGAUUGUUGACAUUCUG